Molecule: messenger RNA, 1597 nt
Organism: Dendronephthya gigantea
Lineage: Eukaryota; Metazoa; Cnidaria; Anthozoa; Malacalcyonacea; Nephtheidae
Product: cytosolic Fe-S cluster assembly factor nubp1-A-like
Exons: 11
Coding region: 284-1291 (335 amino acids)
Biological process (GO): iron-sulfur cluster assembly
Cellular component (GO): cytosol
Molecular function (GO): ATP binding; ATP-dependent FeS chaperone activity; 4 iron, 4 sulfur cluster binding
Source: RefSeq, a predicted model, not a curated record
UGUGUUUAGCUUUAAAUAUUUCAUUUAAUCAUUUUUGUUUCGAUUGUAAAAGAUAAAAAACCUGUGUGGCAAGGCGAACUAAUUGGGCAGAAUGGGAAAAUAGCUGAGUUUUAGAUAACCCUAUCUUAGUCGCAAGCAAGAUUAUAACAAUUAUACUAUCAUAGACAACAGUUGUUCCGCUAAAAAGAUGUAAAACUGAACAGAUUUUUUGUAUUUUGAUUUUUGCAGUCCAAUAUUCAAAAUGAACAAUUCGAUUGCUUGAAAACGCGCAAUUUGGCGCGUAAUGCGCAAACGACCUGGGGAGGACAACUUCGACAAUAUGGCGGAAAAUAAUUUAGAUGAAAAUGUCCCUGAAAAUUGUCCAGGGGUGCAGAGCGAUCAAGCAGGGAAGAGCAGUGCUUGUGCUGGUUGUCCAAAUCAGAACCUUUGUGCGUCUGGGAAAGCCAAUGGUCCUGAUCCAGCUCUUCCAGAAAUCAAGAAACGUCUUGCAUGUGUAAAACACAAGAUACUUAUUCUCUCUGGUAAAGGUGGUGUUGGGAAAUCUACUCUAAGUGCCCACUUGGCACAUGGCCUGGCUGAAGAUGAAGACAGACAAAUUGGCAUAUUAGAUAUUGAUAUUUGCGGACCAUCAAUUCCAAAGAUCAUGGGUCUUGAUGGUGAACAGGUCCAUCAGAGUGGUUCUGGGUGGUCACCAGUGUUUGUAGAAGAUAAUCUUGCUGUGAUGUCUGUCGGGUUUCUCUUGGGCAGUCCAGAUGAUGCGGUCAUUUGGAGAGGACCAAAGAAAAAUGGUUUGAUCAAGCAGUUCCUACGUGAUGUCGAUUGGGGUGAGAUUGAUUACCUUCUUGUGGAUACACCACCUGGAACCUCGGAUGAACAUUUAUCUAUCGUACAAUAUUUGAAGACAGUUGGUAUCACUGGAGCUGUUGUUAUUACAACCCCACAGGAAGUCUCAUUACUGGAUGUUCGAAAGGAAAUAAAUUUCUGUAAAAAAGUUAAAGUUCCUAUUAUUGGGGUGGUUGAAAACAUGAGUGGCUUUGUCUGUCCGAAAUGCAAGAACACAUCACAGAUAUUUCCAGCGACAACAGGUGGUGCGGAACAGCUAGCUAGUGAUAUGAAGAUACCAUUCUUGGGCAAACUACCAUUAGAUCCCAGGAUAGGACGAUGUUGCGACGAGGGUAAAUCAUUUUUAACAGUAGUCCCGGAUUCUCCUGCUGCUAAAUGCUAUAAAGAAAUUAUACAAAAAAUCGUGGCUUACUGUUCCUUUGGUGAAAACGGCACACCGUGUGAAUGAAAUGUUCUUGAAUCGAUCCAAACUAGACAUCUACCGUAUCUAUAAAAAGCGUGGACUACGUUGUCAGCGAAACCUGUCAGAGCUGUUGGUACCGUAUUAAGAUGUAAAUGAAAAUCAUUGAGACUACAACGAAUUCUGCGUAAUAGAUACUCACUUUUCAUUCCAAACAAUCCUGUUCAUUUUGAAAUGAAAAAUAAUUGUCAAAGGUUUCAGCUGUCGACAAACAGACGUAAAUAUACCUUUCACAAUAUUUUAUGCAUUCAUUCAAUUACUAUAAUCUUGAGAGUGGCCAAGACUACCUUACCC